GGCAGCGACGGCGCCGGGCUGCGGGAGCAGCGGCCGCGCCAUGUGGCUGCUGGGGCCGUUGUGCCUGCUGCUGAGCAGCGCCGCGGAGAGCCAACUGCUCCCCGGGAACAACUUCACCAACGAGUGCAACAUUCCAGGCAACUUCAUGUGCAGCAACGGGCGGUGCAUCCCUGGCGCCUGGCAGUGCGAUGGGCUGCCCGACUGCUUCGACAAGAGUGACGAGAAGGAGUGCCCCAAGGCUAAAUCGAAAUGCGGCCCGACCUUCUUCCCCUGUGCCAGCGGCAUCCACUGCAUCAUUGGCCGCUUCCGGUGUAACGGGUUUGAGGAUUGUCCCGACGGCAGUGAUGAGGAGAACUGCACAGCAAACCCUUUGCUUUGCUCCACUGCCCGCUACCACUGCAAGAACGGCCUCUGCAUUGACAAGAGCUUCAUUUGCGAUGGGCAAAAUAACUGUCAAGACAACAGCGACGAGGAAAGCUGUGAAAGUUCUCAAGAACCAGGCAGCGGGCAGGUGUUCGUGACCUCGGAGAACCAGCUCGUGUACUAUCCCAGCAUCACCUAUGCCAUCAUCGGCAGCUCCGUCAUCUUUGUGCUGGUCGUGGCCCUGCUGGCUCUGGUCCUGCACCACCAGCGGAAGCGCAACAACCUCAUGACGCUGCCAGUGCACCGGCUGCAGCACCCCGUGCUGCUCUCCCGCCUGGUGGUCCUGGACCACCCUCACCGCUGCAACGUCACCUACAACGUCAACAAUGGAAUCCAGUACGUGGCCAGCCAAGCCGAGCAGAACGCGUCGGAAGUGGGCUCCCCGCCCUCCUACUCAGAGGCCCUGCUGGACCAAAGACCCGCAUGGUACGACCUCCCUCCGCCGCCCUACUCUUCAGACACCGAGUCUCUGAACCAAGCUUACCUGCCCCCUUACCGCUCCCGGUCUGGCAGCGCCAACAGCACCAGUUCCCACGCAGCCAGCAGCCUCCUGAGUAUGGAAGACACGGGCCACAGCCCGAGGCAGCCUGGCCCACAGGAAGGCACCACGGAGCCUAGGGACUCUGCACCCAGCCAGGGCACCGAAGAAGUAUAAAAUCCAGCUCUUCCAAAGUCCAUAUGGAUUCCUCUUCUCUGACUUGUUACCAUCCUAACAACUUGCGCUCAUGGGAAGCUCCCGGGAUGCCUGGAGGAGUGAUGUGGGGUGUCAGCUGUCUCUCCGUUCACCUCCUUCCCCAGAUUUCAGGGAUGUUCUUUGGAGGGCGACCUGGCACUGUUCUGGCCUCUCAGUUGCCCUGACGUAUGUGCAUCUUUUCUGGGCAGUUACUCUUCCUUCGGGGCCCAGGAUCACAGCCUCACUCUCCACAUCAUUCUGUUCCUGCUGGAAUCUUGCUGAGUAGGCGGCCAGAGAGUGCGGUACUUAGGUAGCCCUUGAGAGAGCAGUGUUUGUGCCGUCUGGGGUGCUCAGAAGGGCCGAGGACACUGGGCCAAAUUCUCUGUGGGCCGCUUCCUUAGAGCUCCAUUUGGAGAUUUGGGUUGGAUGAUCCUACCAGGAGGCUGUCAUUGUUUGGCCACUCCAGAGAGAAUCCAGGGGAGCAUCAGAACCCGCCUUGCACUAGGCUGUUCAUUGCUCUGGGUCGGGGCCAGAGAACA
Messenger RNA from Kogia breviceps (pygmy sperm whale), 1635 nucleotides. It is a transcript of the gene LDLRAD3, whose product is annotated as low density lipoprotein receptor class A domain containing 3. The record is from RefSeq and is a predicted model, not a curated record. Gene Ontology annotation, biological process: receptor-mediated endocytosis. Lineage: Eukaryota; Metazoa; Chordata; Mammalia; Artiodactyla; Physeteridae. Gene Ontology annotation, cellular component: plasma membrane. Gene Ontology annotation, molecular function: protein binding.